CAAAAAGGAAGAACUGUGAUGAUAACUUCUUUGAGGUUCUAUCAGCAGUACUUUUAGUGGCCCUACAGCUUUCUUUCUUUCUUUCUUUGAAAGACUCGAUUGCGACCCGCGGAGGCGUCAGCGCUGGCGACGAUGGCGGACGAGGAUUUCUCAAAGGCUUCCGCGGAGGCAGAUCGCGAGAUGACGCGGUUAUGGCGCACAUGGAGAACAGUCUUUGAGAUGUUACUUGACAGGGGUUAUGAGGUUACUGAGGAAGAAGUAAACGUUCCUCUAGCCGAGUUUCGAACAAAGUAUUCCGAUGCGCUUGGCUUUCCCGACCGCAACAAGAUGCGCAUCAGCGCCCGGCCCUCACAAACCAUGAUUGAAAAGUAUACUCCUCUCGCUUCGCCCGCCAAACCCAAUCCCGUUCCCGAAUGCGGCACCAUCUACGUCGAGUUCUGCGCCGACGCCCAAGGUGUAGGAACCAAGCAGGUCCGCGCUUUUAACCACUUCGUCGACGAACAAAACUACCACACCGGCAUCUUUAUAACACAAUCUCCCAUUUCUCCCUCCGCGAUCCGCCUAUUGACCGGUAUUCCCGGACGCUUCUGCGAACAUUUUUUGGAGCAGGAGUUAUUGGUCAAUAUCACGCAUCAUGAGCUGGUGCCAAAACAUGUAUUGUUGAGCGCGGAAGAGAAGAAAAGACUGCUGCAGAGAUACAGGCUGAAGGAAUCUCAGCUACCCAGAAUUCAAAUUGGUGAUCCAGUGGCGAAGUAUUUGGGUUUGAGACGAGGGCAGGUUGUCAAAAUCAUCAGAAAGAGUGAAACAGCUGGACGAUAUGCCAGUUACCGAUGGGUUACUUAA
Messenger RNA from Coccidioides posadasii C735 delta SOWgp, 843 nucleotides. RefSeq names its product DNA-directed RNA polymerases II 24 kDa polypeptide (RNA polymerase II subunit 5) (gene RPB5). Gene Ontology annotation, molecular function: DNA binding. Lineage: Eukaryota; Fungi; Ascomycota; Eurotiomycetes; Onygenales; Onygenaceae. Gene Ontology annotation, cellular component: RNA polymerase III complex; RNA polymerase II, core complex; RNA polymerase I complex. The record is from RefSeq and is a predicted model, not a curated record. Gene Ontology annotation, biological process: DNA-templated transcription.